This is a messenger RNA of Protopolystoma xenopodis, 1335 nucleotides long. The record is from the annotation of a GenBank genome assembly. NCBI's taxonomy places the organism in Eukaryota, Metazoa, Platyhelminthes, Monogenea, Polystomatidea, Polystomatidae.
AUGGAAGAUACCACGUUUCGCUACAUGCGUCAGUCGGCCGGUCGUCUUGUUGCCGGGCUCAUCUGCCCAGUGCUCAUUCUGGGGAGGUGGAGCGACCCGGUUACUAGGCCUGCCGGCCGGUCUGGCCUCUUCUCGGGCUCGCUGCCUCCGGCCCUCUUGACGGCCGCCUCGGUGCCUUCCCUGCCCCCCACAACACCCACCCCCACCCACCUGGCAACCGUUUCCCUCGAGUCUCGUCUCCACCCAACGGCCGGCCCACCACCGCUGCUGCCACUGCAGACCGCCGCCUCUCUGCCUCUCGUCCCGAGCGGGACUCGACUGGGCGACUUUCGUCUUGUCCCCAGUCAACGUUGCUUCCCUCCGCCGGGCCCCAACCCCCCAGCGACUGCACAUCUUGUCUCCAAGUCCGGCCACUCGAGCGCCGAUUUGUCCGUCAUCUACCCCGCCGGCGCCCCACCCAGCCUGCAACCGGGUCAAUCGGCUCUGCACACCUGCCCGCCCGUCGGCAAGGCGGCAACGUCGUCUAACGUCGUGUCGCCGGGCAACGCUGCUUCGACGCCGACCAGUAAUCCUGCCGGCGGCCUCACGAGUCCCGCCACGACCGGUCUCAGCGGCAUGUUGGUCGUCCACUUGAUCGCCGGUUCGGGGCUCAACUCUUCGCAUGUGUUGCUACGCGACUUGUACUGCGUGUUGGAGACGGAUGCAAUACGCAAAGCGCGUUCGAUGAUCCGGACGAGUCGAGAGUACUUUGAGUGGAAUGAAGUGUUCGAGGUGGAGCUCGAGGAGAACCGAUUCCUCGCGCUGCUCCUGUACCAAUGGGACCCGAGGACGAGGCACCGUCUCUGUUUCUACGGCGGACUCGAUCUGGUCUCGUUGCUGCAGACGUCGGCGCCGUCGUCGCAGCAGGCCGUGGCCGGAUCCGGCGUCGACACGACGACGCCCGAAUGCACCGGCCUCGGUACCACGACUGGCGUCGGCGUCGAAUGUGGAAUUGGGUCGUCAAGAGAGCGGAUGGAGGAGACGAAACGGCGCCAACCGAGCCACGGAUUCGGCGCGUUGCUGAGUCCUUUUGUGGCGUUGGCCAACGUGAAAUUGGACAAGAUCGCGCUGCAACUCGAGCCGAAAGGUCUGCUCUACCUGGAGCUGGGCUUUGUCUCCAUGGGACAAGCGUACAGACGGCGUCAGUCGACACACGCCAUCGUGGCGGCCAGUUCGACGGGGAUCCUGUUCGGCGUGCGGAUAGAUCAGGUCGUGGAACGGGAGCAUCGGGUCGUUGAGCUGAUCGGACAGCGCGCCUAUUCGACAGCUCUGAUGGCCGGUCGGCACGGCCAGCAG